UUAACACUCCAUAUAUACCCCAAAUCCAUGCCGUCUCGAAGCCUUUACCAUAAUAUAGAUGUGUACUCGGACCACGCACGGCCGGCAUACGUCAAACAAAUUAAUGAUAAACUUGCCAUAUCUCUUACAUAUCUCGAUAAUCCCCAACAGAGUAAUGAUUCAGGAUUGUUCACUAAUAAAGAAUGUUUGAUAAGUUUUCAUAAUAUUCUGAACAGUGCUCUUAUAAUUAAUCCUACUGAUACUGAGGUAGCACCAAUUGAGAGUGAGAAUGAACUUAGUGGAAUUACUAGUGGUGUUGGCAGUGCUUCUGGUGCUGGUGCUGGAGGUUCAUGGUUUGGUGGGUUGUUUAGACUGAGUCUUGAGUCCACCGUGUCUAGUACCACGUUAUUAUCAAACAAUGGACCCAAUAAUGAGAUCCAGAUCUUUUUAGGUAAUGUGCAAUUGAUAGGUUAUUUAGUGCUCAAUUAUAAGUUAGGAGUAGGAGCUGGUGUUGGAGGAGGUGGGAUCGAUCUUGGAGGAGGUCCUAAGUAUGCCCAAUGGUGGAAUAAUAGAGAGUAUACUGGAAUAUACCAAGAGGAUGUUGAAGAAGAAUUAGAAAAUGAAGAAGAAAGAGAAUCUAGAAUGGCUUCAAUUCCAUUCAUUAGAGAAAAUCUUACUAGAAGAUUAACAGUAGGGGGGAAAUUAGGAGGUAUAAAUGAUUUAGGACUCAAUAAAAAUGAUUCAUUUAUUGAUGAAUCCAAUAAGUAUUUGGUUCAUGAUCUUAUUUAUACAUUCAAUACUCAUUUACCUCCCAAAUUCAAACCACUUGAAGUUAAUCAAGAUGAUAUAGAAGGGAAAUAUAAAAUCCCAACUAAAGAAUUAACUGAUUCAAUUAUUCCAUUUUAUACUACAUCACAAGCUUUAUUAUUCAUGGAUUUAUCAAUUCCUCCUUCAUCUACAAAGACUUUCCAUAUUAAAUUCCCUCAAAGUUCUUCUUUACCACCUUCAUAUAAUACUAAACUGACAGGUCCAACUUGUGAUCAAGGUUGGUUAAGUAUAAAGUAUUCAUUAGUAGUUAGUAUUCUGCCUGAACAACAUUUAAAACCUAAAUCAGUAUAUUUCCCAUUAGAUAUAAAAUCAGAAAGAGUUGGACUUAAUGAUAGAUGGUAUCAAAGGUCAUUUUUUGAAGAAAUUACAGUUGAUAAAUCAUGGAAAAUAGGUAUUAUUGAACUGAAAGAUACUAAUAAAUUUAAAGAUAAUGAUCAUAAAUCAAUUGAAACUAGAGAAGUGUUUUUAGAGGAUUUAACCAAAUUAAUUGAUUCUGAUUUAUAUUCAAUGCCUAAAAUGUCUACCAAUGAACGAAAGAAAAGUAUUCCUUCAUUAUAUGAAGAAAGUGAUAUUACCGAGGGAACAGUUCCUCAAUUGCCAUCUCAUUUAAAAACUCAAUUUCAAUUGAAAGUUAAUAAUCAUAGUUUAUGUUUGAUUAGUCUUUCUCGACCAUAUUAUCAUAUCGGUGAUGAUAUUCAUUUUGUAUUGGAUAUUAAUCCAUUAAAGAAUAGUAAAGUAACUAAAGUUGUGGGGUUACUUGUAUAUCUUGAAGCACAUGAAAUAUACCAUACAAGAUCUGAUAACUUACCAGAAGAGGAAAAACCAAAGGAUUAUACUAAUACUUAUCGAGUUACUGGUAGCUUGAAGUUUAAUACUUUUGCAACUUCAUUAUUUAAUAAGUUAAUCCCUAAUCUGGAACAUCGUCUGGCUCCCUUAAAUGGAUGUUUAAACAUUCCUAGACACUUAUCCCAACAAUUUCAAAGUACAACCUUAAUGGAUUUGAAAUAUUACAUAGUAUUUAAGUUUAAUUUGGGAGAGUUUAAUAAUGAUGGAGAAGUAGAAGAAAAUGGCGGCCCGACGGAAAAUAAUACUGAAAUCACUAAUGGUGGUCUGUUAGAACCGCAAGACACUGUAGAGAAUGGUAAUGGUAGUACUAAUGGUAAUGAUGAAAGUAAUCAACAAUCAUUAUUAGGUAGUAGUACCGAUGGUAUUUCUUCCGACUCUCACAGUUUACCGCACAAUGAGAGAAUAUUCGAAGCCAUCGAAACUUACCGUGUUGACACAGUCGGUUCUGAACUUAGAUUUAGACUUCCCCUUAUAUUAUUACCGUAGAAUGUCUCCCCUCUUAUUUAAUAUAUAAACAAUGAAAGAAUACUUCAUAGGAUAGAAGAUUAAUUAAUUGCAUUGUCUGCAAAACUUUCCUAAUUAGGCACUCGCACUAUAUGCAGGCACCACACAUUUUCAGAGAAAGUUAC
Messenger RNA from Scheffersomyces amazonensis, 2282 nucleotides. RefSeq lists its product as uncharacterized. NCBI's taxonomy places the organism in Eukaryota, Fungi, Ascomycota, Pichiomycetes, Serinales, Debaryomycetaceae. The transcript has a single exon. Gene Ontology annotation, biological process: retrograde transport, endosome to Golgi. Gene Ontology annotation, cellular component: Golgi membrane; Ric1-Rgp1 guanyl-nucleotide exchange factor complex. Bases 28 to 2139 code for a protein of 703 amino acids. The record is from RefSeq and is a predicted model, not a curated record.